AUGGCACUGCUGGUUCUGUGGCGGCGGUGGACUCUUUGCUUGGGGCGUUGGUCCGGAUCCGGGUAUCUAUCCUCCCCCACCGGAUCCUCCUAUCACGAAUUGGCCAACGAUUACCAUCGGCUCAGACAUGCUUCCAACUCCUGA
Messenger RNA from Penicillium salamii, 144 nucleotides. The record is from the annotation of a GenBank genome assembly. Lineage: Eukaryota; Fungi; Ascomycota; Eurotiomycetes; Eurotiales; Aspergillaceae.